UCGCGUCUGUGGGGGCGGGGCGGGACGGCGUCAAAUGUAAAUACACCUGCUUUGCCUGUCCACGCUUGAGCCGCUGCGUGGGAACUCCGGCCCUUGCCAAAUUCUAGCGUCGCGCAGAGACAGGAACUGGGCUGCUCCAGUCCGGGGCUUCGUUCUGCGCCGGGGCCGCUUAACUGCACGCGGUACCCAUGUUUGAAGAUGCCAGCUACUACAUAUGAAAGGGUGGUUUACAAGAACCCUUCAGAGUACCACUAUAUGAAAGUCUGCUUAGAGUUUCAAGAACACGGAGUUGAGCUGAACGCAGCCCAGUUCAAACAGCUCCUUGUUUCGGCCCUAAAGGACCUGUUUGGCGAGGUUGGUGCUGCUCUACCUGUGGAUGUCCUAACCUAUGAAGAGAAGACCUUGUCGGCCAUCUUGAGAGUAUGCAGCAGUGGUCUGACUAAAUUGUGGAGCUCUUUGACCUUGUUCGGAGCCUAUAAAAACAAGAAGUGUGCCUUCAGAGUGAUUCAGGUGUCUCCCUUUCUCCUAGCAUUAUCUGGUAACAGCAGGGAACAAGUGUUGGAUUGAAUACUCCUACAGUUCCAGAAACCUCCACUCUCAACAGAAUCUUGGUGUCUACAUA
Molecule: messenger RNA, 622 nt
Organism: Myodes glareolus (Bank vole)
Lineage: Eukaryota; Metazoa; Chordata; Mammalia; Rodentia; Cricetidae
Gene: Rpp14
Product: ribonuclease P/MRP subunit p14
Biological process (GO): tRNA 5'-leader removal
Cellular component (GO): multimeric ribonuclease P complex; nucleolus
Molecular function (GO): ribonuclease P RNA binding
Source: RefSeq, a predicted model, not a curated record